CGCUUGUUCACAAAGUCCAAUUGGUUUUCGCGUAAAUCGGAAAAUAAAAAUGAUAUUCGAUCAAAAUUCUAGAACUGGUAAAUUAUAAUAGAUUAUUAUUGUAUACCCAAAUGCAAACAUCGUAUUAUAAAUAAAAGCAAUAACUCAAAAAAAAGAAAAAAAAAAACUUUUCUCCCAGCAUUUUCUCUAAUUGAUGUUGUUUCUUUCCCGAUCAUAUCAAUCCAACUAGUCAUGGUAGAACUUGAUAAUAAUUAUGCGCGAAUGUGCCGUUUCGAUCAAACUACAAAUAAUACGUAUUGUGCAUGUGAUUUUAGAAUAAACAUUCAUCGUUGCGAUCAUAAUGAAUUUUUUUUAAAUGCUAGUUGGAUAACACUUGUAUUGUCCUUACUCAAUUCAAUAUUUGGAGCAAUGUUUUUAUAUUAUUUAGUAAAAAUAAAAGGUCAGACUUUCUUUCUUAAUCAUACAAGAGGAAGAGGUAUCAUAAGGCCCAAACCACUACACUCAUUUCAUUUAUUAGUUUUAGCUUAUAAUUCAGCGUUGGCAUUUAAUAUGAUAUGCUUGAUUACAGAAUCAUAUCCUCACGUUAUAUGGGCAGAAUGUAAGCCUUUUAAGUCUUUAUAUAAAUGUAUGAUUUUUAAUUCUUGAUAAUUAAUUUAUAUAAUAUUGAUAUAGUGGGUAAUUAUUUACCACAUGGAAUAUGCGGUUCGCUUGGAAUUUUUACUCCGU
This is a messenger RNA of Rhizophagus irregularis DAOM 181602=DAOM 197198, 726 nucleotides long. Lineage: Eukaryota; Fungi; Glomeromycota; Glomeromycetes; Glomerales; Glomeraceae. The record is from RefSeq and is a predicted model, not a curated record.